UUUUUAUAAUGAUUCUAUUUAAUGCAAUUUUUAUUUUACACGUAUAAUCAAAGGAUUUUAGCCUGAACUCGCACUAGAGGCAAAGUUUUUUGGUAAAAUUAAAGGAUUUUAUUAGCCUGGACUCGAACCAGGGGCAAAGUGUGUUGGUAAGGGGCAAAAAUGAUGGUCUCCUCUUUAGACAGGUCUUUGGCGACUAUCUGCGUCUUCCUUGCUGAAAAGCAUGAACGCCAUCUCGCAGCGCACACAGAAAACAACUACUGAAAUUACCGCUACUUCGCCCCAUCCCAACACGCACCUAAUCCAACCUUACACGUACUCAUGUGUAUUACUCGAAAAAUACUUCUACGUGCGACUCAUAAUUAAGCAAUUAUAAUCAAAAUGGAUAUCCCAGAAACCGAAAGUGACACGCUUCCAGAAAUACUAGAAAGUGCAAAAACCACAGUACAAAAUGUAUUGCCAGAAAAAUCCAAGCACAAAUAUAUGACAGCUUACAACAAUUUUAUACAAUGGAUAUCUGAAAAAAAAACUGAAUCUAUGUCUCAACAUACACUAUUGACAUAUUUCAAAGAGCUGUCACAAUUGCACAAGCCAUCUACUCUGUGGGGAAUCUAUUCAAUGCUCAGGGCCACCAUCCAAUUCAACAAUAACCUUGACAUCUAUAAAUAUGAUGAACUGAAUACAUUCCUCAAAAUACAGUCUAGAGGAUUUCAAUCUAAAAAAUCAAGCACUCUGACACCGCAGCAAAUUAAAAAAUUUAUUGAUGAAGCUCCCGAUAACAAAUACUUAGCUACAAAGCUAGCUACCAUCUUUGGAAUAUGUGGAGCAUGCAGAAGAGAGGAACUCACUAAAAUAGACAUAGAAGACAUUGAAGACAAAGGAUCUCUAUUGUUGAUUAAAAUUCCAACGACAAAAAACUACAAACCAAGAACCUUUGUAGUCACCGAUGAAUUCUACAGUACAUAUAAAAAAUAUGUGAAACUCAGACCAAAAGACAUCCAAACUUCAAGAUUCUUCUUGAAUUAUCAGAACGGAAAAUGCACUCAACAACCGAUUGGAAUCAAUAAAUUUGGCAGAAUGCCAAAGAUCAUUGCAAAAUAUCUCAAACUACCAGAUCCUGAUUCUUACACAAGCCACACCUUUCGUCGCACUUCUGCCACACUCCUAGCAGACUCUGGAGUAGACAUCUUAACACUAAAAAGACACGGUGGCUGGAAGUCCAAUACAGUAGCUGAAGGCUGUGUAGAAAACUCCAUCAACAAUAAAAUGAUAUUAGAAGAGAAUAAGGAACGCGAACAAUCGGAUACAAUAGAGGAUGAGCAGGCGUUUGCAGAAAAUCAGGAAGACGAGAAAGGGGAAAAAAUGCUACCUACUAAUUCAUUAGAUAUCGUUAAUGAAGAAGAAUCGAGGCAUUCACAAAUUUCAUCAUCCAAAGUAUCAAAUGAAGAUGAUCGUUUCGGCGAGUGGGUAGCGUUAGAACUACGAAGUUUACGUUCCGAGGUGAACAAAAGAAAAUUAAAAAGUGAAAUUAGAAGAGCAGUAUGCCGUAUUGCUGAUUUAGAUGAUGCUGAUACUUUUCCUUCUAAUUCAUCAACCGAUCCGCUUUAUUUGUCUUCAAUACCAUCUCCAGCAUACGUGUCAGUAUGUGAUUUAACUAAUAUAAAAUCUGAAUAUAAUGAAUAAAUAAUAUGCGCUAAAUAAGAGCGCUGUUUAAUGCAACAUUUAAUUUAAAUUUUUAUACAUAAUAGUAUAUUAGCUAACAAGUGCG
This is a messenger RNA of Nylanderia fulva, 1765 nucleotides long. RefSeq lists its product as uncharacterized. Gene Ontology annotation, biological process: DNA integration; DNA recombination. Gene Ontology annotation, molecular function: DNA binding. The record is from RefSeq and is a predicted model, not a curated record. Lineage: Eukaryota; Metazoa; Arthropoda; Insecta; Hymenoptera; Formicidae.